CUGAGUACGCUUCCUUUUUGUCGUUGAAGCAAAGAAAAAUUGUCAUCUUCUCUGUUCAUCUCUUUACCACGGUGAUACUUUUUAUCCGAGAUCCAAUCAUGGAGCGAUUUUUAUGAGGAAAGCGAGGAUUCAAUCUCUUUGUCUCAGCUAACCUUAAAAUACUUAAGUGAUUCAAAGAUUGGAGACUAAUCUGUAGCUUGAAACAUGCAACCAGCAAUGAAAGCAGAGGAUGAUGAAUCAGUGAGGAUGAAUGGAAUUGUGUGUUCAAGAUGGAUCGUCUCAAAUAAUAUACAGUCGUAAUGAAACAAAAACUCGAAAUUUUGAAUCAGAAUUGAGGAUCUCUAAGGUUUUCCAUGUCCUCACAGUUGGUGUAAGUUAUUGUUUAAGUUUCCAUCACAGUUUUGAUUGAUGUAAAGAUUCAUAUUUGUGUGUUUGUCUAAUAUCUCUGUAAAUACAAAUAGAUUGUGUAUGGUGGUUUGUAAAUAAUAUAUAUAUUUUAUUUGAUUUGCAUGAUUUCAAACGUUUUGGAGAACGAAGACCAGACUCCUAUUCGAAAUUUAGACAACACAUUUGUCGACCACACUUCAGAUUACAAAACACAAUGGAUUCUUCAUCAACUCCAAACCGAGUUUCGUUUGACAACAACAAAGAUGUAGAGGACGAAGAAGAACAAGAAUUGACUACUCCAGAUAGUAGAGGCAAACGUAAAGAAUCUCCUACAGCCAAUGAAGCCAAUAAAGCGCCCAUGAUUCUUCCUCCAAGGUCCAAAAUCUGGAACCAUUACACAAGGACGAAGGAUAAGCGUGACAAAUGUAUCUGUCAUUACUGCAAGAAGAAUUUUUGUUGUAAAACAAAAUCGGGAACUAAAAACUUGCUGAAGCAUAUCAGCAUAUGCAAACAGUUCUACUCGUAUUCAGAUGGCCAAAGUUCAACUCAGCAAGUCAUAGAUGAAGAAGGGAAUGUGAUGUCUACAAAAAUCAGCGAAGAAACUUUCAAAGAAGCAACCAAUGAGAUGAUGGUGAUAGGGGAGUUACCAUUAUGUUGGGUAGAAAGUGUGGCUUGGAAACACUUCUAUGAAAUUAGACAAACCUGUGUCAAGGAGGACCUCAACAAGGGAGAUUGUAAAGAUGUACUUGCAGAGGAAGGCUGCUAUGAAAAAGUGGUUUGAAGCAAACAAGCAAAGAGUAUCUCUGACUACUGAUAUUUGGGAGGCUAAAAUAACCCGAGCAAGUUACAUGGUGGUGAAUGCGCAUUACAUUGAUGAGUGUUGGCGAUUGGAGGGAAAAGACUAGAUCCACACCUUGAUCUGAUGUAAUUCUGAAGCUUAUCAUGGGUUCAAACAUGUCAGUGAUCACAAAGGUGGGGGAUAAAGGAAAGAAGAGAGCGGGACCUCCUCAAUACGCUGACUGGAAAGCAAUCGAAAGACUAGGUCGUUUCUUGGUGAUCUUCUACAACUCUACACUAGUUGUGUCUGCGUCAACAUCUCUCAAUGCUCACAAGUGUUACGAGGAGAUUGUGAACAUAGCCACCAACCUUCUGGCGUUAAGUGAAAGCACAGAUCAUGAGCUGAAGGAUAAGGCUGAGGAGAUGUUCAAAAAGUUUGACAAGUACUGGGAUGGGCUGAAGAACAUCAACAAGAUGUUAAUUGUGGCAACAGUUUUUGAUCCAACAAAGAAGAUAGUGCUGGCAAGCUUGUGUUUUGAUGAGCUCUACGGGAAAGACAGUUUGGAAGGGAAAGCAAUAUAUGAUUCGGUGAUUUCUGUUUUGCGCAGUUCAUUUAAAGAGUAUGGUGCAAAAUAUGGGAAGGAAGCCGGUGGGAAAUCUGAUGAAGCUAAAACUAGCAACAGUGGAUCCACUCCUUGUAGUCGAGAACUGAGCAUGAUUGGUACGGAUUUACAUGAUGAUGGUUUAGGUUACAAGCAAAUUGGCCGAAGGUACAAGGAGAUGCUUAAUGAGAUUGGAGUAAAAGAUAAUCGGGAUGAGCUGGAUAUAUACUUGAAAGAAGGAGUUGAGAAUCCGGAUAUGAUGGCUGGUGUAGAGUAUGAUGUGAUCUCGUUUUGGAAGCGAAAUUGUACCAAGUUCCCAAUUUUGUCGCGGAUUGCAAAGGAUGUCCUUGCAAUGCAGGUUUCUUCUGUUGCAUCCGAGAGUGCCUUCAGUACAGGUGGAAGGAUCAUAAGCCCAUCUCGAAGCUGCCUUACUCACUUCAUGAUUGAGGUAUUGAUGUGUACUGAACAAUGGCUUAAGCAAGACAUUUCUUGCGAGUCAAGAGUGCUUACUAAUGCAGAAAUCAUUGAAGACAUUGAAGAACAAGAAAAGAUUAAGAGAGAAUUUGCUAUAUGACACCAAGAGCCUCUUCGUUUCUAAGGAGUAGUACGUUCCACAUCAUGAUUGUCAAGUACUCCUAAGCUAAAGAUUGUUCCAAUGUCUCUCAUUUACUUGUGUGUCUUUCAGUUUACGUUUGUUGUUUCUUUUAAGUCUUCAGUUUCAAAACUUUUAAAUGUUGUUAUUUUCAGUAUUGAUGCGUUUUAGGAUGUUGCUAUUUUCUGUUUUAAAAACCUUUGUAUUCAGUUUCACACAUUCAGUUAUGUGUUUCUUUUGAUU
This is a messenger RNA of Brassica oleracea var. oleracea, 2601 nucleotides long. Its product is annotated as zinc finger BED domain-containing protein RICESLEEPER 2-like. Gene Ontology annotation, molecular function: protein dimerization activity; DNA binding. Lineage: Eukaryota; Viridiplantae; Streptophyta; Magnoliopsida; Brassicales; Brassicaceae. The transcript has 8 exons. The coding region runs from base 1330 to 2340 and encodes 336 amino acids. The record is from RefSeq and is a predicted model, not a curated record.